Messenger RNA from Amphibalanus amphitrite, 2403 nucleotides. RefSeq names its product beta-1,3-galactosyltransferase 6-like. The transcript is spliced from 3 exons. Gene Ontology annotation, cellular component: membrane. Bases 208 to 1206 code for a protein of 332 amino acids. Gene Ontology annotation, biological process: glycosaminoglycan biosynthetic process. The record is from RefSeq and is a predicted model, not a curated record. Gene Ontology annotation, molecular function: UDP-galactosyltransferase activity. Lineage: Eukaryota; Metazoa; Arthropoda; Thecostraca; Balanomorpha; Balanidae.
GCAUUUCGCUACCGAACUGCGCUACGGACGCUUGUGCUCGCAGUAAAGAAAAGGCAUUUAUGGCGCAUCUCUUUCAAAUAUGAAUUUCAUUACCAAAAUUGGCAAAAUUAUAAUAGGAGCAUGAUGUGUAAUCUUCCUUACUUUUUGUGGUCUAAUAGUAACAUCGCGGUGUGAAAUAAGAACAGAAGUCUCCUAGCACCCAGGUAGAUGACUCCUGCAAUACUGCGGCCCUGCCUCAAGAGGCGGCUGCUGGUACUGCUGUUUUGCCUAACUGCCACAGCAUGUUUCAUUCUGGGAGUAUGCAUCAGUGUGGUCAUCCUUGAGCCUGAGCGUUCAGGUCUCAGGUGUUCAGAGUCCAAGCAAUCGGAACCAGAUGGACCAGAGUACAAGCUGGUGGUGCUCGUGCUGACCGCCCCCGACAAUGUGGAGCGGCGCGACACGCUGCGCGCCACCUGGCUGCGGCCGCGCGGCGGCUCACCGCCCCCGGCGCGCCACUGGUUCGUCCUGGGCGGCGCCGCGCUGCCAGCCGAGCAGCACUCGCGCCUGCUGGCCGAACAGAGCCGUCACGGAGACCUGCUGAUACUACCGCACGUCACCGACGCCUACACCCAGCUCACCGAGAAGGUGCUGGCCGCGUUCGUCUGGCUCGCCGCGCACUCACGCCACCAGUAUGUGAUGAAGUGUGAUGAUGACACCUUUGCCCGGCUCGGCCCGUUGUUGACUGAACUGGAGUCGGCGCCCAGGAGUCGAUUUUAUAUGGGUUUCUUCGAUGGCCGCGCGAGACCCCGUCGGACGGGAAAGUGGGCAGAGCCCUCGUGGGACAUCUGCGACCUGUACCUGCCGUACGCGCUGGGUGGGGGUUACAUCCUCUCCAGUGACCUGGUAUCAUACCUCGCCACGGCCGCGCCCCACCUGCGCCGCUUUAACAGUGAGGACGUAUCAGUGGGUGCGUGGCUGGCACCUCUGGCCAUCGAUAGGCGCCACGAUCCGCGCUUCGACACUGAGUGGGAGUCGCGGGGCUGCGACAACCGUCAUCUGGUGACGCACAAGCACAGUGUGGCCCAGAUGACCGAGAUGCAUCGUACUCUGGAGCGACGCGGCGUGCUCUGCGACAAAGAGAAGAGGAUCCGGGGAUCGUACGUGUAUAACGCGUCCGUGCCGCCGUCACAGUGCUGCAAACGGGUCACGGAUACGUCACUGCCGUGAGUGAAUGGGUUUAGUGGGAGGUCGGGGAUGGGUCUUCAUUUCAUCGUGUGUGCGGCUCAAGGAAGUGUAUUUCUCUUGUCUGAAAGUGACAGUGAUAGGUAUGUAUCACCUAAUGGAGCUCACUUUUUAGUGAUGAAUUGGUAACGAUCGUGAAAGUGACGUAGUUGUUUUUAUACUUAGGCUUUAUUCGUGCCACCGUAUGUCUGAUAAGGUGACUCCUGCCAGACUUGUACGAAAUGUUUUUAAAAGUUGACGCUUUACCGAAAUAGCCACGAGCUGAGGAAGGCGUUCGUAAUCAGCAUUUUAAGCCAGAUCUUACCCGUCGUUAGCUACGAGUUCCUCCGAUCACGACACAUUGGAGGUAAGACUAUCUAAGACGUUUUUAGUGGUGAGGUGUGGUGAGUGACGGACACUUUGGUUUGUGUUGUCUGACGGUAGAUGGCAGCAAUCGACCGUGAGGGCCGAGGCUCUGUGUAGCGACUGGUAGGCUGCCGAGUUAUCAAUGACUUUCUAGAUUGAUGUGAGUAGCAUGUAUUGCUGACAUUAUUUUGAUAGUUCCUGUAGUGACAUUGACUUUGUGACAUAUUACUUAUUUAUUAUGAGAGCUGUAGGUAAUGGUGCCCUGUAUGUAUGCAGUAUAAUCGCUAGCAUUACGAUAGAUGUAAGAUUGAGGUUAUAGUACGGUUGUGACAGUAGAAGUGCUCGUUGCCACCGGCAUCCAGCUUAGAAUGGAUCAAUGACUGCAUUUCGGGAUUGGUAUAGGUACUGCAUUUUUCAUGAACAUCGUCAUCGCACCCAUCUCGUAACUUAUAUUGUGAUCGCGUGAAGGUGCCAAAAACACCGCGAUUUGAUAGCGCUAGGACUGUACCUACACUUUUGUAGUUAGCGUUGCUUAUAGGAUUGCCCUUUAACCCACCAGUGCUACCUUCAAUGUUGUGUCAGACCGUUACUAAUGUAUUGGUUGUGCAGAAUGUAAGCGUUGUUUUAACAUUUGAAUGUCUCUCUCAGUUUCCGGUUCGCGGUCGUUUCUAGUCGUCCAUUCUGCUCCAAUUUGUGAUUCGUGUUUCCAGAACAGUUUUUCGAAGGUCUGGCUGCUUCUUAGAUAUUUUAUUUCAUUGGAUCUUUAACGUAAGCUUGUAAAUGAAGGGUAUUAUUUGUGAUAGCCGAAAUUAUGUGAAUAAAUCACAUUGAUUUUUA